This is a messenger RNA of Pangasianodon hypophthalmus (striped catfish), 4019 nucleotides long. Its product is annotated as spermatid perinuclear RNA-binding protein. The record is from RefSeq and is a predicted model, not a curated record. Gene Ontology annotation, cellular component: precatalytic spliceosome. Gene Ontology annotation, molecular function: single-stranded RNA binding; double-stranded RNA binding. NCBI's taxonomy places the organism in Eukaryota, Metazoa, Chordata, Actinopteri, Siluriformes, Pangasiidae. The transcript is spliced from 17 exons. The coding region runs from base 551 to 2221 and encodes 556 amino acids.
CUGCAUCCCUCUGAUUAACACUACAGAGUGAUGCGAGGGGGUGGUCAUGGUCGUGGAAGGCAUUGUAUGAGAAAUUAGGGGGAAACUGCAUUCCCAUCAGCAAACUUGAGUCAUUUAUUUGAUUGCUUUGCACUAGUUGGACUCGUAUUACACCAAGCUGCGACACGUGAAACUUGUGCUGCUGUGUGAAUGCACGCGCUGCGGCUGCGGUAUCUUCACCCACCCGCGCGCACAUACAGCUCAUCUCAUCCACACACACACACACGCACACACACACACACACGCACACACACACACACACACAGAGCCUGCUGCACCAGCCUGCCAUCACCAGCAUGUAGCCGAGGAUCUUUAUUACAUUAUCCACGCAGCAAGUACCGCACACAAAGAGAAGGCAUUCUGUGGCGUGCACGCGGGGUUGUAGCAGAUUGGUCUUGCAAUUCUCCAGCUGGAUCAGAAACACACAAGGGAGGUUUGACGUUGAUGUGAGCGGUUGAUAAAUGAAGACUUUGGCUUGUCUUGUACUACACUGAUCAACAUUGCUUAAUCCAUGAUGGAGGAGAGCUCUGAUUGCUCUCCUGAAUCGUUGGCUAACGAUGAUCGUUAUGUGAUGGCCAAACACGCAGCCGUGUACCCAUCAGCUGAAGAGCUGGAGGCUGUCCAGUCUUUGGUGUCAGCGGUGGAGGGAGGAUUAAAGUACGUCUCUGAUUGGCUAGUCGAUUCCACCAAGGCCAGUGCUCUUAUAUCUACUGAACCUGCAGAACCCAACCCAAAGUGUGGAGGGCCACUGGUUGGCGUCAUGCGUGUUGGAUCUGUGGCUAAAGGCCUCCUCAUCAAGGGUCUGAUGGACUUAGAGCUGGUUUUGCUGUGCCGAGAAAAGCCUACUAAAAAUCUGCUUCUCACAAUCUGUACCAACCUGCCACUGCAGAUGAAGAAACUGUCAGAGGAUAAGCACACAGUGCAGCCCUGCAUUCCAGAGGCAGCUAUUCUAGUGUUCAAAAGCAGCAGACCUGAUCUGCCUCUGAGGGUCAUCCUUACUUCAAUGCAGAUGAAAAGCCAGGAACUGGAGAAAAACCAAGUGGAAAACACAAAAGUGAAAGAUCCGUCUGAUCUGCUGGACCAGCAGAGAUGCCUGCUUGCUCUGGCCUCUCUGCGCCAUGCCAAAUGGUUCCAGGUCAGAGUGAGUGGGAAGAGAUCCUGUCUCAUAGUUCUGCGGAUCCUCAGGGAUAUAUGCAACACAAGGCCAGUCUGGGCACCUCUUAAAGGAUGGCCAGUUGAGCUGAUCUGUGAAAAAGCCUUUGCCACAAGUUACAGGCCACUGGGACCGAGUGAAACACUGAGACGGGUCUUGGAAUGUAUUUCCUCAGGCAUCUUCCUGCCAGGUGGACCUGGACUGCAUGAUCCGUGUGAAAAAGAAGAGGUAGACACUUUGUCAGCUAUGACGAAUGAUCAGGCUGAACUUCUUACCUACACUGCACAGCAUGCGCUAAGGCUUCUAGCUUUCGGACAGAUUCACAGGUUCCUAGAGGUGGAGCCUCUUCCUACAGCUAAACCUGCAGUGGAAUCCCAAUUAGCAGAUGGAGAAGCAGGGACGUCUCAGAAAAGAGUCCACGAAGAUGAAAGUGCGGAUGAACCUAAAAGCAAAAAGAUCCUCUCAGGUACCGGUGCAGGCUUAUUAACAUCUGAUGGCAAAUCAGAUUGUAAGGGAAAAGUGGAAACUCUGUCCAAAAGCUCUGGCAACAAAUCCAUACAUGGCUCUUCAUCAACCAAGGUUAAGGUUCAGGGGCCUGUUCUCACAGCCAGGGGCAAAAACCCAGUAAUGGAGCUAAAUGAGAAAAGGAGAGGCCUAUCGUAUAACCUCAUCACUGAAAAUGGAGAGAACCAACAACAACGCUUCAUCAUCGAGGUGGAAGUGGAUGGACUGAGGUUCAGAGGAUGUGGGCCUAAUAAAAGGGUAGCGAAAGCAAACGCAGCCUUGGCAGCAAUAGAAAGGCUCUUUUCAGCACACAGUGCAAACAGCAAUAAGAGGAAGAAGCCAUAUAUAAAAGUGAGUUCAUCUGCUGUAAAUGGGCUUUCCAGAGCGAAGAGGAGUGUUACAAUGCCCAGGCCACUACUUCCUAUUUUUCCUCCAGCUCCUGCGUACUUUACACCAGGCUUUACCCCAUAUGGUUAUGGUCCAGUGGUGCCUCCACCACACGUCUGUUGGUGCUCUCUGUGGUGAUGCCGCUGCCCCAGCGCACAGCAGCAUAGAUGAUAGCACUUGCCACGACAGACUCGUAGGUGUUGGUAGCAGCUGACCCCGCACUCCAAAGGACCUCCUCAGAAAGUAGAGCUGCAUUUGUCCCUUUUUGUACAAGCUGUCCAUGUUCAUGUCUCACCCCAGCUUUUCACUCAGAUGAACACCCAGGUAUUUCUAGGUCUGUACCACCUCGAUAUUCUUACUUUCAAUGUGACCAGAGCUGGAGCAGAUUUCUUCUUAUGGAAUUCCACCACAAUCUCUUUUGUCUUGCUGGUGUAACCUUGUAGUACCCUGCACUUGAUUUUUUUUAAUUACUUGUGAUUUGUCAUAAUUGAACCCUCUGUGUACAGUGAAGGCUACGAGUAAAAUGUUCAGUUCAAAUAUAAAUUUGCGUUGAGCUAGGAUAUGACGAGAUGAUCUAAAGUUAUCAUAAAUGUAUGUAUUGAAGGAUAAGAAAAAAAAACAUGAUCCAGGAGGUUUAGGAUUUCUCUCCUGAAAUAUUAAACAGUAGUUUCCUCUGAUCAGUAAUUAUUAAGUCUCACUCAUCCCUAUUUUCUGUCGUUUAUCACUUUUUCAUUGUGAUGAUCUAUUUCUCCUUUUUUUUUUGUAGGCGGUAGAAUUGUACCCUGCAUGUUCCCUGCUCGACCCCCGCUCCCUCCACGUCAUGUCUUUCCUCCUCCCUUCCGCUGCUUUCGUCCCUAUUUCUAGGUCUGAUAUUUAAAAAAAAGUGUAAUUGUGAGGAUUUAAACUUUCCCUUUUCUUUUCGUUAUUGUUUAUUCCUUGUAUUUCUGUGGAGAAAUUGCACCAUUACAAAAACUGAUAAAAUUAAUAAAGUGUAUUUUCUAAUUUGGUGUCCUGUUUCAUUUGAAGCAAUGUGACAUAUAUAAGCAGAUCCUUUCUUUCUCCACUCUUUGGCCUUUCCAUUACUUUGGUAGAGGUUAAUCUUGGUUUCAGAUCUUUUGUGGCUCAUCUCUGUAUUUCUCUGCAAAUUCCAAUGUGGCUUUACUGCUGAUGAGUGGUUUGCAUCUUGUGGUAUGGCCUCUAUAUUUCUGCUCUCAGCGGUGGAUUGUGAUAGCUUCACUCCUGCUCUGUGGAGGUUGUUGGUGAUGUUGUUUAUGGGUUUUUGUUCACAGCUCUCACAAUGUUUGUCAACUGCUGGUGUUUUCCUUGGCCGACCUGUUCGAUGUCUGGUUGUUAGUACACAAGUGGUCUCUUUCUUUUUCAGGACAUUUGAAAUUAUUGUAUUGGCUAUGCCCAAUGCUUGUGUAAUGGCUCUGAUCAAGUUUCCCUCUUUUCUCAGCAUCAAAAUGGUUUGCUUUUCUCCCUUAGACAGCUCUCUGGUCUUCUUGUUGGUUUAUCUGCAUUUGUUGUUAAAAAAAGUCUUCUCAGGUGAAACCCAGAGCUCAAACCAAGAGGAGACAUUCAGACAUUUUUAAACAAUUACUCUAACAGGGCACACACCUGGGCAACAAAAAACACCUCUCAGACACAAUUUCCAAUAUUUUGAUCACUUGAAAAAUGGGUGGGUUCAAACAAAAGGUGUCAUUUUCUAAGUCGUUUAACACAUCUUGAUGUAAAUAUCAGGAAAUGAAAGCUGAAAUUCUGAUCUAUCAUGUAAUAUUCAUCUUUUGACCUCAAACCCAAAUGUCUUCAGCAUGUAACAAAAACAAAAGAAUUGGUCUUGCCAUUCCAAUACUAUAAGAGGGGAAUAAUAUAUAUAUAUUAAUGUGUAUGAACAAAUCACAUACGUAGCUGUUAGCUAGCUCUCUCUCUCUCUCUC